CCGAUUGCCAUGGGAAAAAAAAGUUUGACAUUGUCCAUUGUAAAUGUGUAGUUCAAUUCGAGUAAAGUUAAUUUUGCAUUGUUAAUUAGAUUCCUCUUAGAUUCCUCUUAUCCAUAUGCAUAAAAGUAAUAAAUAGAAGCUAAUGUUCUGUAUUUUGUUUGUUCAUAGACUAACAGAAAAGUAAUACGUAAUAUCAAUUGAAGAUAAUAAACUAAUAUUGUGUUGGGGUUCAUAUUUCUUAUUGUCAUCUUAACGUUUUCUAUUAUUUAAUAUAGAAGAAGAUGAGAAGAAUACUGUCAAAGUCUUACCGUUCCCCUUUUCAUUUCUAGGAGUCUCUCUCGACUCUAGCAAUUCCACUAUUUCUUUCUUGGAAUCAUUUUCAUUGUUGUAUGGGAAGAGUAUAUCUAUUUUGACAUUACAGAUCUGCUUCUCUCCUUUGGUCAUCUCUUGCUUCUCCUGUAGUCUAUGCUAUCACAGGCUUCCCACUUGUCUCUAUGUCACUACCAAUCACUUUGUUUCAAGACUGAGACAUGUAUGCAUACCCUUCUUUUUUCAUUUCAAUGCCUUGGAGUCAUCUAUGGUCAAUUAAGUUCAGCUCCUCUAUAUGUGUUUGGGACAGUUCAUCAAAAAGAGUUUGUAUCAGAUGAGACAACUUAUGGCCUCUUUUCCUUUAUUUUUUGGACUAUGACCAUCAUUUCUUUGCUGAAAUAUGCCCUUUUAGUACAGAGAGCUGAUGAUGAUGGAGAAGGUGGUACUUUUGCUUUGUACUCAAUCUUAUGCAGGCAUGCCAAAGUGGGUUUGCUCCCAAGUGACACAAGUGCAAAGGAAGUUAUGCAGUAUGAAGAAGAAAGUCCUUUUAAGACCAAGGUGGAAUCCAGGGCAAGAAGAGCCAUUGCCAAACACAAAAGCAGCCAUUAUCUGAUGUUGUUCUUGGCUUUGUUCAGUGCCUGCAUAGCAAUUAGCGAUGGAGUUCUUACUCCUUCUCUUUUUGUGUUAUCAGCUUCAACAGGUUUCGGAAGAACAUUGGCUUCAAUCAAAUUUUCACAUUCAGAACAUAUACAGGAGAGAAUCUCAAAAGCUUUAAAAGAAUGGGAUUUUCAGAGUAUAUGAUUUCGGGAAAUGAAUUGGCCUAUGUAUAGCCACUGCCCUUUUACAAAAUUUAACAUCAAAGCAUUGUUGCAGCUUUGUUUUCAGCUUCUGGAAUGCAUCUUAGAAUGCUAUCUCAAUGAGGUUGCUUCC
This is a messenger RNA of Humulus lupulus (European hop), 1239 nucleotides long. RefSeq names its product potassium transporter 2-like. The coding region runs from base 466 to 1110 and encodes 214 amino acids. The record is from RefSeq and is a predicted model, not a curated record. The transcript has 7 exons. Gene Ontology annotation, molecular function: potassium ion transmembrane transporter activity. Lineage: Eukaryota; Viridiplantae; Streptophyta; Magnoliopsida; Rosales; Cannabaceae. Gene Ontology annotation, biological process: potassium ion transmembrane transport. Gene Ontology annotation, cellular component: membrane.